Molecule: messenger RNA, 315 nt
Organism: Cooperia oncophora
Lineage: Eukaryota; Metazoa; Nematoda; Chromadorea; Rhabditida; Trichostrongylidae
Source: the annotation of a GenBank genome assembly
AUGGACGAGCUUUCGGACCUCAACGCACAGAUGAUUGAAAAGCAUCGCCAACAAAAUCCACAGAAUCAGGAGGAUCUUGCUUCUCUGCAAGCUAAAUGUAUGAAAAUGGCUCCAGUUGCGCAAAAGUACUGCGAGAAGAGUGCCUUGACGAAAGGAAAUGUUCACCGUUGCGCUGCCUAUUUCCGUGAUUGCUCCAGAUUUUUCGGCGAAGCGGAUCCACUUCACUCCAUAGCAAAUGCUUUCAGUUCAGCGGUUAAUCUGAACUACGCGACGAUCGGUGUGAAUGGAAUACCGUACUAUCCUAUUAAUGAAGAA